AUGUCCAAAUUCCUUAACCCCUAUGGGCCCCGUCCCUGGUUUCAUGUAUCACGAAUACGAUACAUUCUGUCUACAUCAUCGACUCCCAUUAAGCUUCGAGACUACCAAAUAAAAGCCAUUGAUGCAGUCAAACUGGCCAUCCAACGAGGUGUGAGAAGACCAGCAUUUGUGAUGGCUACAGGUGGAGGAAAAACUAUGGUAUUCUCUCAUUUAAUCCCACAACUUCCACAAAUGGAUCCCCAAAGAGGCAAUAAAGUCCUUGUUCUCGCCCACACAGAAGAAUUGAUCAAGCAGGCUGCUGAAACCAUCGCUCGAAUCAACCCAAGCUUAAAGAUAGAAGUAGACAUGAGACACAUGAAACCCACGUUUGAGGGCGACAUCAUUGUCGGAUCUGUGCCGACGUUGGUGAGGACUGUGAGGCUCAACAAGUACAAUCCAAAGGACUUUAAAGCCAUUGUUUUGGAUGAGUGUCACCACGCAUCUGCUUCUUCAUGGUCCAAAAUUCUCAAGUAUUUCAACGCUGAUACACCUCAGCUGGAAGUAAUUGUGAUCGGGUGCACAGCAACUUUGGAGAGAAGCGAUGGAAAGUCGCUUGGAGAGGUGUUUGAUGAGAUUGUGUUUGAACGGAGUUUGUUGACAAUGGUGAAGAAUAAAGAGUUAGUCGAUGUGAAAUUCUCCAGCUUGAAAGUGGACAUAGAUUUGUCUUCUGUUCCAACCAAGAACUCUGAUUACGAAACAGUGAGUCUUUCGAACCUUAUUAACAGUACCGAAACCAAUCUUUUGGUGGCCCUUUCCUAUAGGAAAUUGCGAGAAGAGUAUGGGUUUCGCUCCACAUUGAUGUUUUGUGUGGACAUUAACCAUUGUAAGACCCUUUGUGGGGUGUUGCAAAGAAGUGGAAUUAAUGCUCAGUAUGUCACUGGGGACACUGUCAAGCAUGAAAGAAGGACUAUUAUUGAGGACUUCAAGAAUGGUAAGAUUGACGUUCUUUGCAAUGUUCUUGUAUUCACUGAAGGAACAGAUAUACCUAACAUUGACUCAUUAUUUUUGGUUCGGCCCACAAAAUCAAGGCCGUUACUUGUUCAAAUGAUUGGCAGAGGAUUACGAUUACAUGGGAAUAAGACCCAUUGUCAUGUGGUAGAUAUAGCUGGAACAAGAGGAACGGGAAUUCAAUCUGUACCAACUCUAUUUUCGUUACCGUCAGAUUUCAAGAUUCAUGGAAAAUCAUACCAGGAGCUACAGAAGGAAGGUGAAGAGUAUACUCUUGCACAAAAAGAGUUAGAGAAACAAGAACAACUUGAAAAUGAAAAACUAAGAUUGUUGGAUGAGCAGGCUACCUACAGCAAGAUGGUCCAGCUCAAUAAUCUAGAAAACAAGUUAGAUUUGGAGUUUCUAACAGUUGAUGGAUUUUUGGCGUUGGAGUCCAAAGACAUGCAAGACUUUAAGGAAUUCAAACAAAUACAUUCGACUCUUGCGUCUCAUUCCCUCGAUUGGAUCAGACUCGAAUACAAUAUCUGGGGCCACCAGAUUGAUGAGCACUUCUUCUUGUUGGAACGAAUAAAUUUGGAGCAUGAGAACACUCUUUUCAAGUUAUGGGCCACUGGGUUCACUAGCUUGCAACACAGAGUUGCCAGCAAUUAUAAAUGUGGAAAAUUCACCACCAAAACUGAAGUUAUAAGUUCAUAUAACUUAGAUACGGUUUUGGCAAAAGCCUCAGUUCUAAGGAAUGAAAUUCAGACCACCUUUGGACGUCUCCGUGAUUCCAGUCCCUUGACUGCAAAACAAAGUAAUUAUUUGGAAUCUAAACUUGGUAUUAAACUUAAACAGUACUAUGAUAAUUCCCCAGAAUUACAAGGUAAACUUAAGGAAGAAAUAUCUAAGCUCACCAGACGGAAAGCUGCAAACCUCAUAUUUGCCCAGAAGUAUUCGUCUAAAGCACUUUUUGUGGGAUGGGAGCUUCAAAAGAUGUUGGGCUCAAACAAACGCACAAGAAAAACUAUUAAAAAGAUAGUGAAAAGUGAAACUCUAGCCUCCAAACAUCUUCCCAACAUAUCCAAUAUAACCCCCUUGCAUAUUUUCCAACACACAUCGAUAUAA
Molecule: messenger RNA, 2094 nt
Organism: Yamadazyma tenuis ATCC 10573
Lineage: Eukaryota; Fungi; Ascomycota; Pichiomycetes; Serinales; Debaryomycetaceae
Gene: irc3
Product: DEAD/DEAH box helicase
Molecular function (GO): hydrolase activity; DNA binding; ATP binding
Source: RefSeq, a predicted model, not a curated record